GUGCGUGAGAGUGGAGGAAGCUCAAGGGGGAUACAUCAUUUCUUUCCCUUGCUCUCCAGUCUCCAUCAUCCUCUUCUACCAUCGUUUUGAUUUUCUUUUUAUUUUACAGUUUUCUGUUUCCGUUCCUUCGUUUUUCCUCAAAUCAGGGUUAAAAGAAAAGGGGCAGGACCCACCCUGGAUUAUAAAUAUUUUAGCUCCCUUGCAUGCAUCAGUGGCUCCAUACAUUCAGUCCGAUCGUCCUGCGACAUGAAAGCCAUAAAAGCUUCGUAUUCCGCCAUGUGGGAGCUUCAUGUAAUCUUUAAAUGAUGAAGAGUUACCUCAAAGUUUUAAUAAACUCCACAUCCGCCAAGUGGCGACCAGUGGUUGGGACGAAUCCUUUGAGGCCCAUCUGAGAAGGAAAGGAAAGGACAGGCUAUUAAUAUAGUGUUGACGCUAUGAAAGUGAUGAUAUGGAAUAGAAGUCUGACAGGCAGUUGAUCUCUUAGAUUGUCUUGCCACAGAAGACUUUCCAGCAGGUCUUGAGAUCUAGAUGCAGAAGAGAAGGGAAAAAGCAAAUCGCUAGCGUGACGUAAUAAAUCUGUCCGCUGCUGUCCAUGGCUUUGGAUGUGAAGUCUCCAGGCGACGACGAAUGCUUGGAGAAAGGGGUGAGGCAUCUCUGUGAACUUGGAGUAACGAGGGUCCCCCGCAAGUAUGUAUUGCCUGCAGCAGAGCGCCCUUCACUUGGUUCUGGUGCUGCCAGAGUGCAGAGUCACCUGGAAGAUAUAAGUGCCGGAAGGGUCGCCAUUAACCUUCCCAUUGUCGAUCUCGCGGAGCUGGAAGGACCAAACAGGGAGAAUGCCCUCAAGUCCCUGGCAGCCGCGUGCUCAGAGCACGGCUUUUUCCAGCUGAUUAACCAUGGGAUCCCGGACGAACUGAUAGGGGCCAUGAUUGAUGUGUCCCGGCGAUUUUUCGAGCUGCCCUUCAGCGAGAGGUCGAGGUACAUGACAUCAGAAAUAACAACACCAGUAAGGUAUGGCACGAGCUUUAACCAAAGGAGCGAUGGAGUGUAUUGCUGGAGAGACUUUCUCAAGCUUGGCUGCCAUCCCUUGCGUCAGUACUUGCCUUUCUGGCCUUGUUCCCCAAUUGAUUUAAGGGAGGCUGUGGGAUCAUACGCGAAGCACACGAGAAGCUUGUUUCUUAAAUUGGCGGGCAGCAUCGUAGAGAGUUUAGGAAUAUCUCCGUCGUCGUCAUCUUCUUCGUGGGGAGAGAUCAUGAGAGAGCUGCAGGAGGGAAGUCAGCUCCUGGUCAUGAACUGCUACCCCAGCUGCCCGCAGCCGGAGCUGACGCUAGGGAUGCCGCCUCACUCCGACUACGGCUUUCUUACUCUCCUGCUGCAAGACGGCGUCGCUGGCCUCCAAGUGCAGCAGCAGGGCAGAUGGGUAGACGUCCAGCCCUUUAAAGGCUCCUUCGUCGUUAAUGUUGGUGACCAUUUAGAGAUCUUCAGCAAUGGCAAGUACAAGAGCGUACUGCACCGGGUGGUCGUGAACUCAAGUAUGUCCCGCAUCUCGGCGGCCUCCCUUCAUAGCCUGCCGUUCUCGAGCGCGGUCCGGCCGGCUCCGGAGUUGGUUGAUGAGCAGCAUCCUCGGAUGUUCAAGGACACCGACUUCUCUACCUUUCUCAACUACCUCAACUCUUGUGAAGCCAAGUCCAAAAACUUUCUCGAGUCAAGAAAGCUCGUCUCUUAGGCAUAAGACUACAUUUACUUCAGAUAGGAUUGAGCACUGGAAUCAAGUAGCCUGAUCGAGUACUUUUGUAUAAAAAUGUAGUGCUUGGUGGGUCUUGUAGUACUUGAUACACCCAUGCACACAUUACUUAUCACAUUGUAAUUGAAAGAAAAGGUAAUAGAACUGACAAUUCCGGCCCACAAGUGAGAGAUUCUCUCAAAGAUUAUUUUGAAAGAGACUAGAUUGUUUGAAAAAUGAAAGGAAAAGAACAAGUCUUGUGUCUCCGUCCAUCGUCGUCGCCAUCAAUAUUGUCAGUUGGUGGACGAGGGCCUGAAAUUGCUGGGCUAUCCGUUUCAGUCGAUCGCCAACGGACGCUUUGAAAGGAGCCGUUCCUCUUCAAUUUCUUGCCAACGGGCCCAGCUUUUAAUGGGUCAUUGUCUGGGAAUCUCAUGAUCAUAAACGCUAAUUCAAAACCAAGCUUUCCGGAGUACUUAUGUCAUGUGGGCGCC
Messenger RNA from Nymphaea colorata (pocket water lily), 2211 nucleotides. Its product is annotated as probable 2-oxoglutarate-dependent dioxygenase SLC1. The record is from RefSeq and is a predicted model, not a curated record. The coding region runs from base 593 to 1723 and encodes 376 amino acids. The transcript has 5 exons. NCBI's taxonomy places the organism in Eukaryota, Viridiplantae, Streptophyta, Magnoliopsida, Nymphaeales, Nymphaeaceae.